GUUACUAACGACAUUGCCGGAUUUCAAAAUCGCAUGGGCAUAUUAUUCUUUAUGUGUGCUCUUCUUGGAUUUGGAUGUUUGAGUUCUCUAAAUGCUAUGCUUGUUAACGAAGUUGUAUACCUUCAACUGACGGAAGAGAAAUAUGGACUUCAAAUAGAU
Molecule: messenger RNA, 159 nt
Organism: Racocetra persica
Lineage: Eukaryota; Fungi; Glomeromycota; Glomeromycetes; Diversisporales; Gigasporaceae
Source: the annotation of a GenBank genome assembly